AUGUUUGGAAUAAGUUUACAUAAUAUGUUUUUACUAUACACGGUGAUUAAUUCAGUUAAAGCAGGAAGAAAGCUCAUUGGUUUUAAUUUUAAAGACGUCAGUCCAACAGGAUACAAGCAAUGUUUGAAGUUGUGUAUCGGUUAUGCAGAUUGUCUCUCGGUCAAUUUCAGCAGAAAUCGACUGUUGUGUGAGCUGAACUCACAACAGGAGACGGAAACUGUCCAAGUCACGGAAAAUACCGAAGAGACGGAAGAUUUCAUCUAUAUCUCCAGAACAUUUUUCCCAAACGAUUUAGCCCCACACCAGGGAGAACUCAUGAAUUCGGCGUGCCCCAAAGGACAAAUGCAUGUCUCACGUUCAACAAAUGAGGCUACCUGUGUCAUAUCACGAUGUGUUGGGAAGGUACCUCCACCUUACAUCGAAUACAGUACCGGUAUCAUAUAUCCAACUGUUUCCAUGGACACCGCAGACGAAACACACGGCAACGUUGGAGAGAGCAGGAACUUCACCUGCCCCCCAGGAACAGUUGCAGUGGGCAAAAAGAAUGUAACGUGCCUUGCAAACGGACAGUGGGAAACUCCGAGAUGCGAAGUAUGCAUUGAGUCAACCGAUCCCAAAGGAUUGAAUUACUUGGGAAGCAAAAACGUGACAAGAUCCGGUAAAACGUGUCAGCGCUGGGACUCACAGACACCGCAUAGCCACGGCUUCCAAAACAAUCCGGAAAACUACUGUAGAAAUCCUGACGAGGUUAUUUUGCCGUGGUGCUAUACAACAGACCCGAAACAACGAUGGGAAUACUGUCUCAUUCCGACCUGUUGAUUCAUUUCAAUAUAGAAUUAGAAAAAAUGUCCUAUUAUGCAUGAUACCAAUUGGUGUAUAUAUACGUUCAUUUGUUGGCUGAAUAACUUCAAGUCCCUCUCUCUCUCUCUCUCUCUCUCUCUCUCUCUCUCUCUCUCUCUCUCUCUCUCUCUCUCUCUCUCUCUCUCUCUCAUAUGGCAAUAUCAUAGUUGUCGCUACUCUUGUGUCAUGUUCGUACUAUUUCUAAGAUAAUGGAAUACGAACUUCUCAAUUGUUAUAUACAAUGUAUGUAUAUUAAGUAUAGAUUAUAAUCUUUAUCAAUCUUUUAAUCAUGAUGCACUACACAGCACCCAGAGAAAGUAUAUGAAAUAAAC
This is a messenger RNA of Magallana angulata, 1172 nucleotides long. RefSeq names its product plasminogen-like. Bases 1 to 819 code for a protein of 272 amino acids. Gene Ontology annotation, molecular function: signaling receptor binding; endopeptidase activity. The record is from RefSeq and is a predicted model, not a curated record. The transcript has 5 exons. NCBI's taxonomy places the organism in Eukaryota, Metazoa, Mollusca, Bivalvia, Ostreida, Ostreidae.